Neoarthrinium moseri is the source of this 831-nucleotide messenger RNA. RefSeq lists its product as uncharacterized. The coding region runs from base 1 to 831 and encodes 276 amino acids. Gene Ontology annotation, molecular function: DNA binding; zinc ion binding. The transcript is spliced from 4 exons. The record is from RefSeq and is a predicted model, not a curated record. Gene Ontology annotation, biological process: DNA-templated transcription. NCBI's taxonomy places the organism in Eukaryota, Fungi, Ascomycota, Sordariomycetes, Amphisphaeriales, Apiosporaceae.
AUGGUGGAGGAAUCGCAAGGCCAAGGCCAGGGCCAAGCUGGCCACACCAGUUCCGAGCCCGCGUCGGCCACCUCUGAGAAGCAUCCAGCCCCCGGCAGCUCGUCUGCCAACCACGACGCCGCCAGCAAGAGGCGCCGCGGCCUCGGGAUCGUGACCCCUAACGCCUGUACCGAAUGUCGCAAGAAGCGCGCCAAGGUACUGCUCGCAAAUCCUGGAGACCCUGCGGCUCACCGCGAAAACAACCACCACAUCCUGAAGACAAUCCAAGCCUCGGGCAGCAUGUCCCUUCGCGACGUGAGCUGCGAACGGGGUUCGGAAAGUUGGUGUUAUGCUGGCCGAAGUGUGCGCAUGGCCAUCGAGAUGGGCUUGCACCGACUCUGUGAUGACGGCGACGAGGAUGAGAUCGCUGUGCAAGGUGCCACGUUCUGGGGCGCCCUUGCCCUGAGCCACGCAUGGUCGCUGGCCACCAGCUCUCUGCCACAGUCUUCCUGCUUUUCACAUCUCCCUCCGAAGCCUGCCAUCCUUGAUGACGUCGAGGCCUCCCUAUGGGCGCCGUACACGAACGACGAACUGAGCGAGCUGGUCCAACAAUCCUUGUACGUGCUGCACUCGCCCGGCAAGUCCAUAACCCGCCGCGAACUCCUGAACAUCUACACCCAGUACCUGAACUGGUAUGACAGGACACCCGAGGUUCUGCGCCUGGGCCAUAAGUUGGCCUCGGUUGCCGUGGCGCGUGCCUCCAUGAUUUGCCAUUCUACUGGCUUUGGUUUGCCAAAUACUUCUAAGACUGUAAGGCCACUGAUGGGUUGGCGUGGCAAAUCUACCAGCUGA